GUGGUGCUCGCCCAGCCCUCUAGACGGUGUGGCUCUCGGGGUAUCGAAUGCUCUAUGCAUUUUGAUUAAAGCCCAAAUACCUUCAGUCUGAAGGCUGGGCACAGGAAAGGAAGAUCGGAGGGGCCUGGACUGGCUGUGUGAAGAAAAAAAUACUUUUCACUUAUGGCUGCUUAGAACAGAUAUAUCACAUUUUGGGAUUGUGGAAGGGACUGAAUUUUAGAUAACUUGAAGUCGCCCAGUUUUGUUCACGGUUGUGGGCGCCGAUCAUGGAGAUGCAAAGGUGGUCCACAAGGUGGAAAACGAAAAGGUGGCCUUUGGAUUCCACUUUAACCACAUUCAUCACUUUUAUGUUCGUUCUGCAGGCUGCCACUGUCAGAGCAGCUGAGCCGGUUGAUGUUCUAAAAGUAUUAGACUUUAAAAGUUCUCCUGAAGGCAUCAGGAAAACAUCAGGGUUUUGUGCAAACAGAAAAGCAUCAUCUCCAGACACAGCCUUCAGGGUUGGAAAGCAGGCCCAGAUCAGUGCCCCAACCAAGCAGCUAUUCCCAGGAGGAGUGUUCCCUGAAGAUUUCUCCAUCCUCACCACCAUUAAGCCAAAACCUGGGAUCCAGUCUUUUCUGCUGUCCAUCUACAAUGAGCAGGGCGUCCAGCAGUUGGGAGUGGAGGUCGGGAGAUCCCCUGUCUUCCUGUACGAGGACCAGUAUGGCAAGCCUGCCCCUGAGGAUUACCCUCUGUUCUCAACCCUUAACAUCGCAGAUGGAAAGUGGCACCGCAUAGCCUUCAGCAUCCACAAGAAAACUGUAACCAUAAUUGUUGACUGUAAAAAGAAAAUCACAAAACCACUCAGCAGAAGUGACCAUGCAGCCAUUAACACCAACGGCAUCACCGUUUUCGGUACCAGGAUUCUAGAUGAAGAAGUCUUUCAGGGUGACAUCCAGCAGCUGCUGAUUGUGUCUGACUCAAGAGCAGCUUAUGACUACUGUGAACACUACAGCCCAGACUGUGAAACUCCUCAGCGCCACAAGCCCCAGGCCCAGGAACCUGAGGAUGAGUACACUACUGACUUAGAAUACAAUGAAUUCUAUGAUUACAAUGAAGGAGAAUUAAGCGAAAUUACGACUCCUCCAACAGAAGAGGCCUAUCCUGAACCAGAGAUAAACAAUGUAGAUGGAGAGUACUAUACUGACAGUGAACUUGACUACGGAACAGUAGGCGGUACUCAGACUCAGUCGCCCUAUGAAACUACCGGACCAAUCAAGGCUGCAGAAGAGGAAAUUGUUGAUGACUAUAUUACUGGAGUGGACCAUGUCGGUCCAGAACCCACCAUGGCGCCGGAGACGGUGGAGGCCCAGACCCAGGACAGUGUGGACCCGUCGACCGAUUCAUAUGACUUUAAGGAGUAUGACCUUAAGGAGUACGAUACAGCUGAGUUUGAUAAAAAGCAGUACGAUUACGGGUUGUAUGACGAGUAUGGCACAAACGAGGGGGGGCCUACCGCCUCCACUUAUGAGGAUGAGAUUGGGCCUGGUGCCCCUGCGGAGACUGACAUCACAGACAGCAAGGUUGGAGGCGGCACUGGCUAUUUUGGUGAGAAGGGGGAGAAAGGUGAACCAGCUGUCAUUGAACCCGGAAUGCUGAUAGAAGGACCCCCUGGACCACCAGGCCCCGCCGGUCUUCCAGGCCCCCCAGGUCUACAUGGACCUCCUGGCGUUUCUGGUGAUCCUGGCGACAGGGGUGCUGCUGGGCGUGCUGGUCUUCCAGGUGCAGAUGGCUUACCAGGGCCUCCAGGCACCAUGCUGAUGCUUCCAUUCCGCUUCGGUGGGGACGGUGAGAAGGGCCCGGUGGUUUCCGCCCAGGAGGCCCAGGCUCAGGCCAUCCUCUCCCAGGCCAGGCUUGCCAUGCGAGGUCCUCCAGGCCCCAUGGGUCUGACAGGAAGAUCUGGGCCUGUGGGCCUUCCUGGUCCGGGUGGUCUUAAAGGUGACAGUGGAGAUCCUGGGCCUCAGGGUCCCAGGGGCAUUCAAGGGCCUCAGGGUCAGCAAGGAAAACCAGGAAAAAGGGGCCGGGCAGGAGCUGACGGCGCCAGGGGAAUGCCAGGGGAGUCGGGACCCAAGGGUGACAGAGGCUUUGAUGGACUUCCUGGUCUCCCCGGCGAGAAGGGACACAGGGGAGAACUAGGACCAGCAGGCCCCGUUGGGGCUCCCGGAGAGGACGGUCCACGUGGGGAGGAUGGUGAAAUUGGACCAAGGGGACUGGCGGGAGAAAGCGGUCCAAGAGGGCUUCUGGGACCUAGAGGACCUCCCGGGCCUACUGGACAGCCUGGUGUUGCUGGUGUCGAUGGCCCACCCGGUCCAAAAGGGAACAUGGGUCCUCAAGGGGAACCUGGGCCCCCAGGCCAGCAGGGAAUCCCCGGCACUCAGGGUCUUCCUGGUCCCCAAGGUCCCAUUGGACCACCUGGUGAAAAAGGACCCUCAGGCCGAACGGGGUUGGCUGGACUGCCUGGCUCAGACGGACCUCCUGGCCAUCCUGGCAAAGAGGGUCCUCCUGGGGAGAAGGGUGCAUUAGGUCAGCCCGGUCCUCAGGGGCCCAUCGGUUAUCCAGGCCCCCGCGGUGUGAAGGGCGCCGAUGGAGUCCGUGGGCUUAAGGGCGGCAAAGGGGAGAAGGGUGAAGAUGGUUUCCCUGGUUUCAAGGGUGACAUGGGUCUCAAAGGCGACAGGGGUGAGAAUGGCAUCCUUGGACCAAGAGGAGAAGAUGGGCCCGAGGGACCAAAGGGUCGGUCCGGCCCCAAUGGAGAGUCUGGACCCCUGGGACCACCUGGGGAGAAGGGAAAACUGGGCGUGCCGGGGUUACCUGGCUACCCAGGAAGACAAGGACCGAAGGGUUCGACUGGUUUCCCCGGAUUCCCUGGAGCCAACGGCGAGAAAGGAGCCAGGGGUGUGGCAGGCAAACCCGGUCCAAGGGGGCAAAGAGGUCCAACGGGUCCACGUGGUGCCCGGGGUGCAAGAGGUCCAACUGGAAAACCAGGCCCGAAGGGCACUGCGGGCAAUGAUGGUCCUCCUGGCCCGCCUGGUGAAAGAGGACCUCAAGGACCCCAGGGCCCCGUGGGUUUCCCAGGACCAAAGGGUCCCCCUGGACCACCUGGAAAGGAUGGGUUGCCAGGUCACCCAGGCCAGCGCGGAGAGACCGGUUUCCAAGGGAAGACGGGCCCUCCUGGUCCAGGUGGUGUUGUAGGACCACAGGGCCCUACUGGAGAAACUGGCCCAAUUGGAGAGAGAGGGCACCCUGGGCCACCUGGUCCCCCUGGAGAGCAAGGUCUUCCUGGAGCUGCUGGGAAAGAAGGAGCAAAGGGAGAUCCAGGCCCUCAGGGAACCCCUGGAAAAGAUGGUCCUGCUGGUCUGAGAGGGUUCCCUGGGGAGAGAGGCCUUCCUGGAGCUACGGGUGCACCUGGCUUGAAGGGAGGAGAGGGCCCUCAGGGCCCCCCCGGUCCAGUCGGAUCUCCUGGCGAGAGAGGAGCUGCCGGACCUGGAGGUCCCAUCGGCCUCUCUGGGCGCACCGGCCCCCAGGGGCCCCCAGGGCCCGCUGGAGAGAAAGGAGCCCCGGGAGAGAAAGGCCCACAGGGACCGGCAGGCAGAGAUGGAGUCCAAGGCCCAGUUGGUCUGCCCGGACCAGCCGGACCUCAGGGUCCACCCGGAGAGGACGGAGACAAGGGAGAAGUUGGUGAACCAGGCCAGAAGGGAAGCAAAGCAGACAAGGGUGAACAAGGUCCUCCUGGUCCAGCCGGUCUUCAGGGCCCCAUCGGAGCUCCAGGACCCGCUGGUGCUGAUGGAGAACCAGGUCCCCGUGGUCAGCAGGGCAUGUUUGGACAGAAGGGAGACGAAGGGCCUAGAGGAUUCCCUGGCCCCCCAGGACCAAUCGGACUACAGGGUCUUCCAGGGCCGCCCGGUGAGAAGGGCGAAAAUGGAGACGUGGGCCCGAUGGGUCCACCAGGUCCUCCCGGCCCAAGAGGACCCCAGGGUCCCAGCGGCGCUGACGGUGCUCAAGGUCCGCCUGGCGGAGUGGGAGCGAUGGGAGCCGUGGGAGAGAAGGGUGAGCACGGUGAAGCUGGUAACCCUGGACCCCCGGGAGAGCCUGGAACGGGAGGCCCCAAAGGCGAAAGAGGUGAAAAGGGAGAGGCCGGCCCACCUGGAUCUGCUGGACCCGCUGGUGCCAAAGGACCCCCAGGAGAUGACGGGCCAAAGGGGAACCCUGGUCCUGUAGGCUUCCCUGGAGAUCCUGGACCCCCUGGUGAGCCUGGUGUCGCUGGAACGGAUGGCACGGCAGGAGAGAAGGGAGAAGAUGGUGAACCUGGUCAGCCUGGUCCUCCUGGUCCAUCUGGAGAAGCAGGCCCCCCAGGUCCACCUGGAAAAAGAGGUCCUCCAGGAUCUGCAGGAACUGAGGGCAGGCAAGGAGAGAAGGGGGCAAAGGGUGAAGCUGGAGCUGAGGGUCCACCUGGAAAGACGGGGCCCGUUGGCCCCCAGGGGCCCCCAGGAAAGCCUGGUCCAGAGGGUCUCAGAGGAAUCCCUGGCCCUGUUGGUGAACAAGGACUCCCUGGCUCUCCUGGACAAGAUGGACCCCCUGGACCUAUGGGUCCCCCUGGUCUGCCUGGCUUGAAGGGUGACCCUGGCUCUAAGGGUGAAAAGGGUCACCCAGGUCUCAUUGGGUUAAUCGGCCCACCUGGUGAGCAGGGCGAGAAGGGAGACAGAGGCUUGCCUGGCCCACAAGGCUCUCCUGGCAAUAAGGGUGACAGCGGUAUUUCUGGUGCGGCAGGCCCCGUCGGUCCUCCCGGGCCUCCUGGCUUACCUGGUUCACAAGGUCCAAAGGGUUCUAAGGGUUCAAGCGGUCCGGUUGGUCAGAAGGGAGACACAGGACUGAUUGGGCCACCCGGUCCACCUGGUCCACCUGGUGAGGUCAUCCAGCCCCUGCCCAUCCAGUCACCCAAGAAGACCAAGCGGUCAUCCGACUACCAGGCCGAUGCAGCUGGAAACAUGAUGGACUACGCAGAUGGCAUGGAGGAUAUCUUCGGGUCCCUUAAUGCCCUCAAGCAGGACAUCGAGCGCAUGAAGUACCCCAUGGGCACACAGACGAACCCUGCCAGAACCUGCAAAGACCUGCAGCUUUGCCACCCUGAUUUCCCUGAUGGUGAAUAUUGGAUUGAUCCAAACCAAGGCUGCUCAGGCGACUCCUUCAAAGUAUACUGUAACUUUACAUCAGGCGGAGAAACCUGCAUCUACCCUGAUAAGAAAUCUAAUGGGGUCAAAAUAUCCACCUGGCCCAAAGAGGUUCCAGGAUCAUGGUACAGUGAAUUUAAGCGUGGUAAAAUACUGUCAUACGUAGAUGUGGAAGGAAAUAUAAUAAACAUGGUUCAGAUGACAUUCCUGAAACUACUGAGCGCUUCAGCCAGACAGAACUUUACCUACAACUGCCACCAGUCAGUGGCCUGGCACGACGCCACAACCGACAGCUACAACAAAGCGCUGAGGUUCCUGGGCUCCAAUGACGAGGAGAUGUCUUACAACAACAACCCCUACAUCAAAGCCCUCUCAGACGGCUGCGCGUUGAGGAACGGCUAUGGAAAGACUGUGAUGGAGAUUGACACUCCGAAAAUCGAUCAGGUUCCCAUCAUCGACGUGAUGUUCAGUGACUUUGGGGAUACAGAACAGAAGUUUGGGUUUGAAGUCGGCCCUGUCUGCUUCCUUGGUUAACCUGGCAGGAAGGACAGAACAGCGACAGCAAGCAGGUCGAGACUUGGUACCACCAGUCCUCCUCAUGCCACAUGCAAGUUUUGAAUAAGAAUGGUGUAGCAAACAUGUCUUGCCAUGUAUGUAUUAUCUAGGAAAUACUUGUUGCCCUUGUAGGGCCAGAAUCACAUGACUUAAACCCGUUAAGGAAAAUCGUGAAGGACAUGUGGUACCACAGCAGAAAGUGGUACCCCGGCAACAACACGUGGAGGUCCACAGAACAGAGAAACCCCCCCACCCCCCACACCCCCGUUUUCAGGAUUCUCCUGGUGCUGUAUGAAAAAUGACUACGAUGGUGCUUGUUCAAAACAGAAUAAAAUGAGGUGCUAAGAAGGUGUAUUUUGAUAAACUGUAAUUAUUAUUUUGUACAAUACUGUUCUUUAUGAAUCCACUUUCAAAACUUGCAUGUGUAUCAGAAUUUCAUCUGGCUCUUAAUUUUAAAUGUUGGUUACACACACAAAAAAAAUAUAUAAGUUUAAAAAAAUUCUAAUAUGUUGUCAAUGAAUACUGUGUACCUGUUAUGAAGCAAAUAAAAUGAGCAUUCAAACAAGUCCCUAUUUCUAAUUAUAAUGUAUCCCCUUUGUAUAUAUUGACCACCAAAAAAAAACCUCUGGGUCAUUUGCAUUUCCCUUCAAAACAUCGGGUAACAACUGGAAGAUUUUCACCAGCACACUAAACGCAACAUGUUUCAUUUACGCUGUUUCUUGUGCUCGUUUUAAGCAACCAUGGCAUUCAUUCUUCUUUUAUUUAAUUUUAUUUGUUUUUUUUUUUGUUUUGUUUUGUUGUUUUGUUUGUUUGGUUUUUGUUUUUGGUCGUAUACCUCAAACGUUUUAGGUCAUCGUUCGGCUGUGAGGAUGUUAUGCCCUGUAUAUACCUUGGUUAAACAAUUAAGUUUAUAUAUUUGGGAUGGGGAAUUUUUAAAGAGAAAAACACUUUCUUGUUAGACAUCUUUUGUUCAGAUCUUUUGUGAAUGCAAUGAUAAGCCCUCUUAGAUGACCCAUUUUUGUAACUAAAAUGAGAAAAUGUUUUAAUGUGCUUUUUAUGGUUCAUUCAAAAUAUUAAAACUGGAUUCUAAACAAAAAUGGA
Molecule: messenger RNA, 6857 nt
Organism: Anguilla rostrata (American eel)
Lineage: Eukaryota; Metazoa; Chordata; Actinopteri; Anguilliformes; Anguillidae
Gene: col11a1a
Product: collagen, type XI, alpha 1a
Exons: 67
Coding region: 267-5735 (1822 amino acids)
Biological process (GO): extracellular matrix organization
Cellular component (GO): collagen type XI trimer
Molecular function (GO): extracellular matrix structural constituent conferring tensile strength
Source: RefSeq, a predicted model, not a curated record